AUGCCUCACCAUCAAACUGAGUUUCAUCAUCAAGCCCACCACUAUGGCAGGCAACACCAUCUUGACCACCAAUACCAAAGACAUACUCAUUAUGGAGAUAACCUUUCCUCUGAGGGGUCCUACCACCAUGGAAGAUCUCAUGUCCAUGGUGAUCACCACCCCCGUGAAUAUCACCAUGGUAAGCACCACUAUCACAGAGAUCACCACCACGCCUCGGAGCACCUCCACCACAGAGAGCACUACUACAGGGAACACCAUCGGAGCACCUCCCCAUACUCUAGCCCAUACAAGUCCCACAGUAUACUCGGCGCCUCACCUUCUCAGCCAGAAGCCAAAGGCUCGGGCUACAGUGUGUCUCAGGCUCACGUGGCAAGCCGUUCCCAAGGCUCUCAUGGUUCCAGCAAAAUUUUUCCCCAGGAGGGCACCAAAGAAUCAGAAUCCUGGUCUGAAAAUGAACAAAUUCAGAAGCGUAAAAAGACCCAACGGGCCCACAAGAAACUACACUCUGGGAACUUUUUGCAGUGGAUCUGGGAAAAAAUAACCCAUCUCUUUUGGAGUCUCCGGUUAAUGAUGCUGGAACUGACCCAGUCACUGACCUUUGAGACGUUCAUCUUCCUCGUGGUCUGCCUCAACACUGUCAUGCUUAUAGCCCAGACCUUCACUGAACUGGAGAUCCGGGGUGAAUGGUACUUCAUGAGCAUGGACUCCAUUUUCCUCUGCAUCUACAUACUUGAAGCCCUGCUUAAACUAAUUGCUUGGGGCCUGAAGUAUUUCUACGACCCAUGGAACAAUCUGGACUUCUUCAUCAUGAUCAUGGCAGUGCUGGACUUUGUGCUCCUUCAGAUCAAUUCCCUCUCCUAUUCCUUCUACAACCACAGCCUCUACCGGAUCCUCAAAGUUUUCAAGAGCAUGCGGGCCCUGAGGGCCAUCCGGGUCCUGAGGAGGCUCAGCAUUCUGACCAGCCUCCAGGAAGUGACGGGGACGCUGAGUGGAUCUUUGCCUUCCAUCAUAGCCAUCCUCACCCUCAUGUUUACUUGCCUCUUCCUCUUCUCUGUGGUCCUCCGGGCACUGUUCCGCAAAUCAGAUCCCAAGCGCUUCCAGAACAUCUUUACCACCCUCUUCACCCUAUUCACCAUGCUCACCCUGGACGACUGGUCCCUCAUCUACAUGGACAGCAGGGCCCAGGGAGCCUGGUACAUCAUCCCCAUCCUCAUGAUUUACAUCAUCAUCCAAUACUUCAUCUUCCUCAACCUGGUGAUUGCUGUCCUGGUAGAUAACUUCCAGAUGGCCCUGCUCAAACGUUUAGAGAAAGUGAAGCUGGAGAAAGCUGCCCGGGUCCAUGAGAAGCUGCUGGACGACUCUUUGACAGAGCUCAGCCAAGCAGACCCCGAGGCUGUCAUGAGUGAGGAUGCUUUGCAGAUGCAGUUCGUCGAGAGAAAGUUCGGCACCAUGACAGAGAAACAGCGGAAGCUCCACUUCCAGUUCCUACAGCUGGUGGCCUCAGUGGAGCAGCAUCAGCAGAAGUUCCGUUCCCAAGCAUGUGUCAUUGAUGAGAUUGUGGACACUGUAUUUGAGGUAAACCAGGAAGGGCGGGUUAGGGAGAGGAAGAAGGAGGACCUUGGGGGCUACUGA
Nannospalax galili (Upper Galilee mountains blind mole rat) is the source of this 1632-nucleotide messenger RNA. It is a transcript of the gene Catsper1, whose product is annotated as cation channel sperm associated 1. Gene Ontology annotation, molecular function: calcium-activated cation channel activity; voltage-gated calcium channel activity. NCBI's taxonomy places the organism in Eukaryota, Metazoa, Chordata, Mammalia, Rodentia, Spalacidae. The coding region runs from base 1 to 1632 and encodes 543 amino acids. Gene Ontology annotation, biological process: regulation of cilium beat frequency involved in ciliary motility; transmembrane transport; calcium ion transport. Gene Ontology annotation, cellular component: CatSper complex; membrane. The record is from RefSeq and is a predicted model, not a curated record. The transcript has 11 exons.